AUGUUGAGACAAUUGCGCCCUCUGGCUUUAUUAGCCAAGUCCCGCCCUUUGACCAGAUCACUGGUGUCUCUGCGCUCCAAUGGUAUUUAUAGAUUUCAGGUGAACAGAACCCCUGUGGCCUUUUCGGCCUCCAGAUUUUCGAUUCGCAAAUACAGUGUUUUGGAGGAGGAGUCGCAAGCCCCAGUGGUUGACUUCUCGAAGGUUAAGGAACUUGUCGAGAAGAAAGAUCCAGAAAACGUUAUUGUUGAUGUGAGAGAGCCAGAAGAGUACGCCAAAGGCCACAUUCCCGGUGCCAUUAAUAUUCCAGUCAACUCGAGUCCCGGUGCGCUAGGGCUUUCUCCAGAGGAGUUUGAACAGACUUUUGGGUUCCCAAAGCCAGACCCAUCCAAAACCCUGCUUUUCUACUGUCUGGCAGGUGUGAGAUCGAGUAUGUCCGAGGAGCUUGCUAGCACCUUCGGUUACGGAAAAAGAUUGAACUACGUUGGCUCCUUUGCCGACUGGACUGAGAAAAAAGGUCCGGUUGAAGUUCCUAAGCAAUCUGAAAACCCCAAGGAGGAAUGA
Messenger RNA from Ogataea angusta, 561 nucleotides. RefSeq lists its product as uncharacterized. The transcript has a single exon. Lineage: Eukaryota; Fungi; Ascomycota; Pichiomycetes; Pichiales; Pichiaceae. The record is from RefSeq and is a predicted model, not a curated record. Gene Ontology annotation, molecular function: thiosulfate-cyanide sulfurtransferase activity. Gene Ontology annotation, cellular component: mitochondrion. The coding region runs from base 1 to 561 and encodes 186 amino acids.